GUGUCCUGUUGGUUGCUAACAUGACAGCAGCAGAAAGCCGAGCACAACCUGGUCUGCGCCCAGCCUUGGAAACUUCUUCUGGCAACAAGCCCGAUUCCCCUCGGCAUCCUCACUAAUUCGGGGCACACUCGCCCUUGCUCGGGGCUCCUUCGGCUAACCAUGGGAUGUGUGCGGUAUGCAAACAGUUUGACAUGUAGUAGUAUGCAGGGGGCACAGCUGUGUCGACAGCAGAAGUCUAGGGAACGGUUGAGCUUCGAUAAAAUAUCAGGGCUUGCUCAGUGUAUCCUCGGUCAUGUAAGUUCACCAUAGCACUGCCAGGGUCAACAGUUUUAAAAUGUGGCAAAAUAUCUUGGGGUGUAAAUAAUACAACUAGGUUAAUGAUAGACGUUGGCACCUAUGUAGGCAUUUCAUAAAUUGAGGACCCCCUGUAAUGUUUACGAGGUUUAGGAAUUAUUAAUCAUAACAAAACAUAACAGAAACAAACCCCUAAUGCCCUCAAAGCUCACCGGCGUCCUCUAGCGGUGACAAACUUUCAAAAGGUGGAGCGACGAUGUGCUUGAAGGAAGACUCUUGUUUGUUUUUAUUUGUUUGUUUUUUUCUUUGUAUUUGCAUGACGGCAUGAGCUAAGAUGGUGACCGACGCAUCAAUCAAUGAACGAAUUUGCGGAGGGCCUCUGUUACAAAGCGUCGCAGCCUGCGAGAGGUUCUGGUGAAUAGUGAUAGUGAAUGUCACUGGGAGGAAUCACGGGAGUUUUGUUUGUUGGUUGGUUUGGUUGCUGUGGUCUUGGACAUAUUUAUAGCCCAUAUUGUGUCAAGUGCAAGUGAGCCGACUUCAGGACUGAACCGCUAGCAUGGCUUCCUCCACACUAAAUGAAAUAAUGUGCAGUCGAUGUAAGAAAAUGCGAUCGGAGGUGUUAGUGUCGAAGCCACACUAUGAUGGCGGAGCGGUGGCUCAGGGGCUCCAGCAGGAGCGAGGGGCCCCUUCGGAGCCGUCCGCGGGCUUAGCGACCGCGGGCUUCCGCUCCGCUAAGUACACCCCGGCCGAGUGGUUCUCCGGUUACCGCAGCCUCCUCCAGCAGGCGGGCGCCGACCACUUCGGGGCCAGGACCAUCCAGGAAGAGUCCAGGCUCCUGCGGAAGGACACCGAGGCCACCACCGAGCAAACCCAGACCGACGGGACCCGCCUGCUGGGAGAGAGGCUGCAGGACAUCCACCGCUGGAAGUCGGAGCUGCAGGAGCACAUCGAGCGGCUGCUGUCCGACACGACGGCCCUGCAGGCCCUCAAGAUGCGGCUGGAGAGGGCGCUGGACGCCACGGAGACUCCUUACGCCAUCGCAGUCGACAACCUGACCUGCAGGAGCCGGCGACUGGGGCAGGACCUGGUCCGGGACUGCGUGGAGGAGGAACUGCUCAAGGAAGUGGACUUGAUCAGGAGUGUCCAGGCCCUUCUGAAGAGAACCAUCGCCCAGGUUGCCACUCAGAUCAGGUUGAACAGAGAUGCCAAGCAGUCGUUGGAGUUUGACUGGUCUGAUAAGUACGAGGCCUACGCCUUGGACCUCCAAUGUGGAAGAUUCAACAACAAAAGCACAGACACACAACAUCACACCAUUUCAGCCGCCAUGCAGGAGCAGAUGUCUAAUGUCCCGUCAUGGAUAAAGUUCACACAGGACAACCUCUACAGGGCCUUCCGGGAGGAAAAGGCCACCAAGGAUCUCAGUGAGUUGGUGCAGCAGGUGCUUCUGGACACCACUAAGGACCUGAGAGUCCAGUGCGCCAACGUGGACCAAGCCUUCUUAGAACGCUGUGCAGAGCAGAUGGAUGCCAAGAUCCAGCUAGAGAUGCAGUUCAAGGAGACCUUGGAGCAGAUUGGAGCUCAGGAGAGAAACAUAGUGGCUUUGCAGAAGGCCAUCGACGACAAAGACGCUCCGCAGAGAGUUGCUGAGUCCCGACUGUACCGCCGCUAUCUGAGACCCAACAUGGAGCUCUGCAGGGAUGAACCCCAGAUCAGCUUGGAAGGGGAGGUGAAGGAGAUUGAUGCCACCCUAGCAUCUCUGAGGCAGCAGCUGCGCGAUGCCCGCAACUCACUGUUCCACCUGGAGGAGACCCGUAUGGCGCUUGAGAAGGACAUUAUGUGUAAAUCCAACUCGCUGUUCAUCGAAAGAGAGAAAUGCAUGAAUCAACGCAAAUUGUAUCCGACAAUCUCCACACUUUCCGGGUACUGAACAAAAUACUUUUGCCUUGAUGUGGUAAAAAGCAUAACCACAUACUCUUUGCUGAAGAUGGGCUGAUGUUCACUGCACUGGCAGUGAAAAGUCAGUAAUAUUUAUUUGUUGGACCACUUUAAGACUAACCAUGGAAUUUCUUAAUCAUUUCACCAAGCAUAUGAAGAUCAGAACAUUUCCAACCCGAACUACAUUUCCGUACACGGGGUUUAAGGUGUGAACUCUUGAGUGUGUGGUCACCCAUUUGUUUGAAAACCACCACUCUAAACCCCCUCUUCACUCUGUGAGCCCAAAUAAUCUGAAGAAUAUGCCUAAAGAGUCAGGAAAGAAAUAAAAUGCUCAUUCAGAAUAUUCAGGCUUUCACGAGAGCUCAGUUUUCAUCAUUGUUAAACUUGGACCUGAUCCUCGCAAGCUCUGAUCUUAGCUUGCUGUGCUAAUCAUUGCUGUGUGCCCGCACCCGCUACCAAUAAGUGGUCAUCUUGAGAACAUUCAUCCAUUCAUUUUCUGAGCCACUUAUCCUCACAAGGGUCACGGGAGUGCUGGAGCCAAUUGCAGCUGGGCUGGGUGCACCCUGUCCUAGUAGCCAGCCAAUCACAGGGCACAUACACCAAAUACCCAUUCGCACUCACUUUCACCACCUAUGGGCAAUUUAGAGUCUUCAAUUAACCAACCAUGCAUGUUUUCGGGGUGUGGGAGGAAACAGGACUACCUGGAGAAAACAUGCAGAGUACACCUUAUUUUUAUAUUUUAUUUUAAAGGCAAUUCUUGGAACAACAGACAAAAAGCACUGUAACGAUGAACUGUUCUACAUCAUGUCCACAACUUGUAAAACUGGAAAAAUGUACUAUUCCCUCCAUAUCACAUCCAAAACACUGAGUACACCCCAUAUAGAAAAUGUCCUAGUUGGGCAUAAAGUAUAAAUGUUUCUAGGGUAUCACCAUUAUUUUUCAUCACAACCUUAACAGUCUUGGAGAUGGCGUUCAUUUUUGCUGCUCUUCCACUUCUUGAUGACAUUGCUGACUUGGGUUAAAUUUUAAAGAUCUUUCAUUUGAAGUUCGCAAGAAUGUUAAAGAUCUUAAACUUGAAGUUUGCCUACUGAUGUUAAGAAGGUUUAGGUCUGCAGACACUCAGCCAGUCAUCACUUUCCCCUCCCCUCAACUUUAAGCAAGGUCUUGGAGAUGGAGAUGAAUGCUGGCAUUCAUUGCAGCUCCCGAGAGUACUUGUGCAGCCCCACCCCAUUAUGCUCCAAAUAACGCAUGAAUGUGGGCAAGAUACACUUGUCACAUGUCUUUGUACUCCCCCCACCUCCACCCCUUCCGCUUGCUGCCACACACACUUGACACAUCUCAACCAAAUGAGUAGACCCCAGGACAGGAUUUCAUUGAUCUUAGUCCAAUAGUCGACUUGUUUUCAGCAAACUAUUUGCAGGCUUUCUUGUGCUUCAUCUUAAAAGGACAACUCAAGGCGGGGUCAGCGGCUUAGAUAUUAAUGGCUAUGUGAGUUAUUUUGAGGGCAAAGUAAAUUUCCACUUACGUACAAGCUAUAUACUGACUUCAUUGUUAUAUUGGGUCAAUUACUUGUUGUCCAGUCAAAAGCUAUCUCAAAAGUAUUUCCAAAAAUGUGAGUGGUGCGCUCACUUUUGUGAGCUACUAUAAUAGUAGUAGCAUUUUAUAACAAUUAGUAGCAUGUGUCGUUGCGGGCUUUGAAUUGGACACUUGCGAAGUUAUGCCAUGGAAAAGUAGCAUUUUUUUCGAGAUGGAGAUGUCAUAUUUUACAAUAUAUUACUACAAUAACUUAUUUCGGUUUUAAGCAAUCAUGAGCAGGAAUAACUAAGGGUACGAGAGCCAUGAAAUGUGAUUGUAGCUGAAACAAAAGUAAUGCUUUUUUCUGCAUGUUUUUUUUCCCCCUCUGCUUGUAUUGGUUUAUGAUUUCUGGUUGA
This is a messenger RNA of Syngnathoides biaculeatus (alligator pipefish), 4160 nucleotides long. RefSeq names its product tektin 4 (gene tekt4). Gene Ontology annotation, cellular component: sperm flagellum; microtubule cytoskeleton; nucleus. Gene Ontology annotation, biological process: cilium assembly; cilium movement involved in cell motility. The coding region runs from base 851 to 2221 and encodes 456 amino acids. NCBI's taxonomy places the organism in Eukaryota, Metazoa, Chordata, Actinopteri, Syngnathiformes, Syngnathidae. The transcript is spliced from 8 exons. The record is from RefSeq and is a predicted model, not a curated record.